Ixodes scapularis (black-legged tick) is the source of this 564-nucleotide messenger RNA. RefSeq lists its product as uncharacterized. The record is from RefSeq and is a predicted model, not a curated record. The transcript is spliced from 5 exons. The coding region runs from base 1 to 564 and encodes 187 amino acids. NCBI's taxonomy places the organism in Eukaryota, Metazoa, Arthropoda, Arachnida, Ixodida, Ixodidae.
AUGAAGGUAUCAGUCACACUUUCGAUCCUGCUCGCCUUCAUCGGCGGAAAAUCGUGCUCAGAAGCAAGUGAAUCAAACGGCACAAACCCAACUGCGAAGUUCUAUGAGAGGAUCCAGUCUUUUCCUAUUAUCCUUUACCAAUGCUUCCGCAAUGGAACCGUGCUUGAAACGGGACAUGCCAUUAUUACCUCGGCGCUGUGGGAUGGAACUUCUGGAAACACCGAUUGUGCUCAGGCCACAAUUUGGGAAAUUCAAAACGGAACAGCCGGAAGCAGCAAAAAGUCGACUUUUCAAACCUGCUACAAUCAGGAGUCCAGGAUGGUAUUUGUAAAGGUUAAUGAAACAUUUUAUGAGACAUUCACGAUCUUGCAGGAGCCUUAUAAAGAGAUGGCAUACUUUGUGAAAUUCGGAAUACCACUGCAAGAGAAUGUUACUUCUUCGGCAUACAAGAUUUAUGACAGGGUCGAAACCUGCACCAACGCUGAUGAAUUCCUGCCAAUUGUUUGUCCCGAGGGGUGCGGCAUGGUUUCCACCAAGUCAAAGAUACUGCCGCAAGUCUUCUAA